This is a messenger RNA of Phyllopteryx taeniolatus (common seadragon), 1847 nucleotides long. RefSeq names its product beta-1,3-galactosyl-O-glycosyl-glycoprotein beta-1,6-N-acetylglucosaminyltransferase-like. The record is from RefSeq and is a predicted model, not a curated record. Gene Ontology annotation, molecular function: beta-1,3-galactosyl-O-glycosyl-glycoprotein beta-1,6-N-acetylglucosaminyltransferase activity. The coding region runs from base 141 to 1481 and encodes 446 amino acids. Gene Ontology annotation, cellular component: membrane. NCBI's taxonomy places the organism in Eukaryota, Metazoa, Chordata, Actinopteri, Syngnathiformes, Syngnathidae. The transcript is spliced from 5 exons.
UGUGUGACUUUAUUUUGAAAAAAAAUGACAGGAAGUGUUUGUCAUUGACAUCAGUGUUGAAAGGGAUCAAAACUGAAGGCAAGCGGUUAGAAACAGAAUCUUAGCAGAAAGACACACAGCCGACAAAGUGACUGAUCACGAUGAGACACCGCAAAAUCUUCUGUCUGAAGCGACCCUUCCUGCUGGCUGCCCUGCUGGCUGCUCUGCUGGCUGCCAUUUGUAUGCUCUCCCUGAUCAACGGGGGUCUCAAGGUGGGCUGGAAUCCCACCUCCAUCAGCCUCGGCCGCUACACCCGGCUGGACUACGAGUACGACGACAGCCCGGAGAAGUUGUCCAACUGCUCGGCCAUCUUGUGGGGCGAGCGGGAGGCGCUGGAGCAGGCCAAGUUGUUGACCGUCAGCAAAGAUUUCCGCAAGCGCAUCAGAGUCCCAGACCAAUUUUAUGUGAACGCCAGCAAAGACUGCAGGAAGUUCAAGUCAAGCAGGAAGUAUCUCACAUUCCCGCUAAGCCAGGAGGAAGAAGACUUUCCCCUGGCUUACGCCAUGGUUGUGCAUCAUAAGGUGCAGAACUUUGAACGUCUCCUGCGGGCAAUCUAUGCUCCUCAGAAUGUCUACUGCAUCCACGUGGACUUGAAGGCCUCGCCGUCUUUCCUAGCUGCAGUCUCGGCCGUGGUCUCUUGCUUCCCUAAUGUGUUCCUGGCUGGCCGGCGUGAAAGGGUGGUCUACGCCGGCUGGUCCCGGGUGCAGGCAGACCUCAACUGCAUGGCCGAGCUGCUGACCACCGGCGUGGCGUGGAGAUACUUCAUCAACCUCUGCGGCCAGGACUUCCCCCUCAAAACCAACCUGGAGAUGGUGCGGGCACUGCAGGCGCUCAACGGCGCCAACAGCAUGGAGUCAGAGAAGAUACCCAAGGAGAAGAGGUGGAGGGUGGAGAGGGUUCACCACGAAGUGGAUGGACACAUCCAGGCGUUGGGAACGGCAAAGGAGUCACCGCCCUUCCAACUUCCCAUCAUGUCGGGGAACGCCUACAUCCUGGUGACGCGGGGCUUCGUCCGUAGCGUUCUAGAGGACCAGCGCAUCCUCGCCCUCAUAGACUGGGCCAAGGACACGUACAGCCCCGACGAAUUCCUGUGGGCAACCAUUCAGCGUAUGCCCGGCGUGCCCGGCUCCACGUGGGCGAGCUCCAAGUAUGACCUGAGCGACGUCAACGCCUUGGCCAAGCUGGUCAAGUGGCAGUGGCACGAGGGCGAGCAGUCCUCCACUGACGCCGUGUACCCGCCGUGCCAGGGCAUCCACAUUAGGGGCAUUUGCGUGUACGGGUCGGGCGACCUACAGUGGCUAGUGAAGCAGCGGCACCUCUUUGCCAACAAGUUUGACACAGACGAGGAAGCUGUCGCAAUCUACUGUCUCGAAAAGUACCUCCGACAAAGAGUGCUGGCCCAGCUACAGGAAGUGAAUGUCUGGUACAGUACUUUCAUGUGAAGGAAGAAGAGAACUCUAACAAAGCAUGAUGACAUUACACUGGUUUGUCAUAAGGAAAUCAGAAAUGUAUUUCAGUCUAUAAAAUCGGUGGACCAGCCAGGAAUUCACAAAUGUUCCCGUUAUGAAGAACACAGGAGAUUGUGGUCACGUGGAGGACACGACCAGCACUAAUCAUGUUAAUGCCACACUGCCUUGUAAUAAGGAAAAUAGACACUGGAUCACAGUAUAUAUUGUUGGUGGACCAGCCAGGAACAUAUCCUGUUAGGCAUAUGAAUAGUAUAGGAGAUAGCUGUCACGUGUAGGAAACGGCCAGAAGACAAUGGGUAACAGUCUAUAGAAUAUUAUAUGUACCAGCCAGGAAAAUGU